UUCGGGUUAACCCGACCCGAAUGCAGUUAAAAGCUGUUGAUUUUGAUUUGCAAACUCUAGAACUAAGACAAACGGAGAAAUGGCGGUAAGUAGUUACCAGUAUGUGGUUUGGUUUCCAUUGUCAUCUUCUUUAUCAUCAACCAAGAAAAAAUGGAAACUUGAAGCUGCCUCCGGUUCUACGGAAGAAAUUAGGGUGUGUACAAACCGAAGUUGCCGUAGGCAAGGUUCCGUACAGACGUUACAAGUAAUUAAAGAUAUCUCCCCUCCCAACAUCUCUGUUAACUCAUGCGGCUGCCUGGGCCGAUGCGGUGCGGGUCCCAACGUAGUGCGUCUUCCUCAAGGGAUAAUUGUCGGACAUUGCUCCACUGCUACUUCAGCCGCUCGCGUUACGGUUGGCCAAGAUGAUGCCGCAAUCCGCAAGGCUUUAGAUGCGCUUGCUUUAAGAAACAAAGCCCAGGCUGAAAUUGAUCAGGGCAAUUUCUACCAGGCUGAACUCUUACUUUCACAGGCUAUAAAUCAUAAACCAUUCAGUGGCCUCCAUACUACAUAUAAAUGCAGGUCUCUCGUGAGAUUGGCAAUGGGAAACUAUACAGGGGCUCUUGAAGAUGCGCAGGAAGCUUUGAAUCUGUCUCCUCAAUAUCUUGAGGCAUAUAUGUGUGAAGGUGAUGCUUUCAUGGAAAUGGAACAAUAUGAUGCCGCUGAGAAGUCGUAUUCAAUGUGUUUGCAGAUAGAUCCUACUGUUCGGCGCUCCAAAUCAUUCAAGACUCGAGUUUCAAAGCUUCAGGAGAGACUAAUUGCUGCAAGUAUGUCACACAACCAGCAAUAACAGUGACGUUUUGGAUGCAUGUGUAUCAACAAACAAAGAUUAAAUCUUGUGUUUCCUCGUUCCAGGUUUGACUUUUCCACUAAAAUAUUUCCCGUCAACCUUCUAGGGAUCGAGAUAGAUUUAUUGUUUCUCAUCAGAAAUUAUGAUGCAUGAUAAGGUUUUAUACACAGUUGAUUGAAGAUAUGGAUAAGCCAUGUAAGGAUUUCAUGAAAAGAAGGGGAAUCAGAAUAUGACCCUAGUACCUUGUUUAACUGAUAUUAUACGCUGAUUCUUGGUGUUAUUGCCUACCUACUUCAAAUACCAAGACUUUUCCCUGCCUGGCAUUUUCACCAUCACAUGUGAAUCUGAACUCUGAAUAGAUUCAUGUUUAUAUGCCGAGAUCAAUAAAGUCAAAUAUUAGGCUUGCAUAUUGCUUAUGCUUGAUUGGCCCUCCUGUUCUUUACGUUCUUGAGAAUUUAUAGAUUUUGGAAGACUAGAAACAACAAAAUUUAUUUCAAAGUGUAACGAACUGUUUCAGUUGAUCUGCCUAGAUCAACAAAUUAAUACUAGUUUGUUCUGCUGCUGCUAUUAUCUUAUAUAUAUUAUACUGCUAGGUAGUGCCUCAAGGCAUGUAUGACUAUAUGAUAAAGAAUCUGCUGCUGCUGUGCUCCUGCUACUACACAGAUUAGUGGAAUGAGAAAACUAGUUGAUGGUGCAAAUUCAUACUACUACUUUUAGUAUUUUGUCAGGACCUGAUUUUCAAAUAACAUGGAUUCAUUGUUAUUGAUUUGAGGUUUUUUGGAUUUAAAUGUAAUUUUGCAUUCUGUUGAUUAGUUGUUUAGCUGAAUUGACAAAUGUUGUUUAUAGUUGGCAUAUGAGUUGGCAAGUAGUGAGCUUAUGUGUCCUUCAUGCAGAAUUAAUAAAAUAAUGACUUGUAAAGUGAAUAACAGUGUAUCGAAGAUUAAUUAAAUAGUAUCUUUCUUAUCUUUUCUCUC
Jatropha curcas is the source of this 1800-nucleotide messenger RNA. NCBI's taxonomy places the organism in Eukaryota, Viridiplantae, Streptophyta, Magnoliopsida, Malpighiales, Euphorbiaceae. The record is from RefSeq and is a predicted model, not a curated record.